AUGAAUCUUGAUGAAAAUAUAGAAGAAGAUGCAGAAGAGAUUAAUAUAACUGAAAAAGAUAAUGAUAAAUAUAUGAACAACUAUUCGAAUAAUUUAAGUAAAUCAAAAGCUUUGGCUAAUUUAUAUGAAAAAGAAAUACUUCAAGAUUAUAUAAUUUAUCCUGCUAACAAUUUGACAAUAAAAUAA
Messenger RNA from Racocetra persica, 186 nucleotides. The record is from the annotation of a GenBank genome assembly. Lineage: Eukaryota; Fungi; Glomeromycota; Glomeromycetes; Diversisporales; Gigasporaceae.